CGCAGCAGCGGAAGUGACCUGCAGACUAAACAGCAGCAGAAGAAGAAGCAGAACAGCGCCGCCUGCUGGCUGUUAGCUGAAAUGAAGAACCGACAGAAUCAAUGGAGGAGACAAACAGUACCUAAAGCAUCAUUUCAGAACCGCUAAACCGCAAGCAGCGGAGGUGGGUGGAGCUUCCCAGUGGCCAUGAUGGAGGAGGCGGAGCCUGACGUUUCCCCCAUCCCCUCUGACCAGAACAGCCCCUCCCCCUCUGUCUCGUCCUCCCCCUCCCUCUCCCUACCCUCCACCCCCUCCUCCUGCGGCCCCCCCCAGGCCGCCACCCCCCCUCUGUGCGUCAUCAGCGAGGGCACCAGCGAGCUCAGCCUGGUGAUCGACGCUGAGGUGGCUCAGCGGGCGUGUCAGGAGGUGCUGCAGAAGGUGAAGCUGCGGCAGGUUGAGGGUGACGUCACCCACCUGCAGAAUGGGGCGGGGCUAGAGGCGGAGCCCGCCGCUGACAAACCCUCCAAAAUCCGCGAGGAGGACGACCAUGAUGCCCCGGCGCCCGGCUCAGUAAAGAGUGCCCGACGGCGGCAGAGACACAACCCCUCCAAACAGUCGUGGCUGCUGCGCCUGUUUGAGUCCAAGCUGUUCGAUGUUUCCAUGGCGAUCUCCUACCUGCACAACUCCAAGGAGCCCGGCGUCCAGGCGUACAUCGGCAACCGGUUGUUCAGCUUCCCACACGAGGACGUGGACUUCUACCUGCCACAGCUGCUCAAUAUGUACAUCCACAUGGACGAGGAUGUGGGCGACGCCAUCAAGCCCUACGUGGUGCACCGUUGCAGACAGAGCAUCUCCUUCAGCCUGCAGUGCGCCUGGCUGCUGGGCGCCUACUCAUCCGACAUGCACAUCUCCACCCAGCGACACUCUCGAGGAACCAAACUGAGGAAACUCAUCCUGUCUGAUGAACUCAAACCGGCGGGGCCUCGUGCCCGCAGGGAUCCCCUGACGCUGACGCCGUUCUGCCCGGCGGCGGCCCAUGGUGGCGGCUCUGGACCACUGGGAGGAGACCACGGUCUGUCGCCGUCCAAACGAACGCAUCAGCGCUCAAAGUCGGACGCCACCGUCAGCAUCAGUCUGAGCAGCAACCUGAAGAGAACAGCCAGCAACCCGAAGGUGGAGAGCAGCCAGGAUGAGGACAGCAGCUCCAGCGACAGUCUGGAGUUUGAUUCUGGUCCCCCGGUGCGUCUGGCUCCUCAGAGGGAGUUCAUCAAGUCUCUGAUGGGCAUCGGGAAGCGUUUGGCGACGCUGCCGACCAAAGAGCAGAAAACUCAGCGGCUGAUCUCAGAGCUGUCGCUGCUCAACCACAAGCUGCCGGCCAGAGUCUGGCUGCCGACCGCCGCCUUCGACCACCACGUGGUCCGAGUGCCGCACACCCAGGCUGUGGUGCUCAACUCCAAGGACAAGGCUCCGUACUUGAUCUACGUGGAGGUUCUGGAGUGCGAGAACUUUGAGACGUCCAGCGUUCCGAUCCGGAUCCCAGAGAACCGGAUCAGGAGUACGCGUUCUGUGGAGAACCUGCCGGACUGCGGUAUGACGGCGGAGCAGCGAGCAGGAAGCUUUUCCGUCGUUCCAAACUACGACAAUGACGACGAGGCGUGGUCUGUGGACGACAUCGGAGAGCUGCAGGUGGAGCUCCCAGAGGUUCACACCAACAGCUGUGAUAACAUCAGUCAGUUUUCAGUGGACAGCAUCACCAGCCUGGAGAGCAAAGAGCCAGUGUUCAUCGCAGCAGGAGACAUAAGGCGUCGGCUGUCUGAGCAGCUGGCUCAGGCUCCCACCACCUUCAAACGGGACCCUGAGGACCCCUCAGCUGUGGCCCUGAAGGAGCCCUGGGAGGAGAAGGUCCGGCGGAUCAGAGAAGGUUCUCCAUAUGGUCACCUUCCAAACUGGAGGCUGCUGUCAGUCAUUGUUAAAUGUGGUGAUGACCUGAGGCAGGAGCUUCUCGCCUUCCAGGUCCUGCAGCAGCUCAAGUCGAUCUGGGAGCAGGAGCGGGUUCCUCUCUGGAUCAAACCCUAUAAGAUCCUGGUUCUGUCGGCGGACAGCGGCAUGAUCGAGCCGGUGGUGAACGCAGUGUCACUGCACCAGGUGAAGAAGCAGAGUCAGCUGUCGCUGCUCGACUACUUCCUGCAGGAGCACGGUGCCCCGACCACCGAGGCCUUCCUGUCUGCUCAGAGGAACUUCGUGCAGAGCUGCGCCGGAUACAGCCUCAUCUGCUACCUGCUGCAGGUCAAAGACAGGCACAACGGUAACAUCCUGCUGGACGCCGAUGGACACAUCAUUCACAUCGACUUCGGCUUCAUCCUGUCCAGCUCGCCCAAAAAUCUCGGCUUCGAGACGUCGGCCUUCAAACUGACCUCAGAGUUUGUGGACGUGAUGGGUGGUCCAGACGGUGACAUGUUUAACUACUAUAAGAUGCUGAUGCUGCAGGGUCUCAUCGCAGCCAGGAAGCACAUGGACCGAGUGCUGCAGAUCGUGGAGAUCAUGCAACAAGGCUCCCAGCUGCCCUGCUUCCACGGCUCCAGCACCAUGCGAGGCCUGAAGGAGCGUUUCCACAUGAGCCUGACGGAGGAGCAGCUGCAGCUGCUGAUCGAUCAGCUGGUCGAUGGAUCAAUGAGGUCACUCACCACCAAACUCUACGAUGGCUUCCAGUACCUGACCAACGGCAUCAUGUGACGUGUGUGUGUGUGUGUGUGUGUGUGUGUGUUUGUGUACAUAUGUACACUGAGGAGCUGAUGAUCUCCAGCUUUUAAAACUCCACCUUCUUCUUUUAUUUAAUUGUUAUUCCAUUUUCUGUUUUUCUCUUCAUCUCCUUUCGUUCCUCCUCUUCUUCUUUUUCCAUAUUUGGGCAGAAGCCCCUGAUUGGCUGCUAAGCCGGACUCGUAGCCAAUCAGAGAGCAGCCCAGUUUUAGUUUGAACUGUGAACCGUCAGCCGGCGGCAGGUUUUUAUUGUCUCUGAGCCGCAGCAGACUGAUUAAAGGACCUCUUUGUGUUUCUUCAUGUUUGGCUGCAGAUUGUGUGAACCAGUUUGACCCAGUAAAACCAGCCAAUGUCGACCUGCAGCUCCAGUUUCAUUUCAUUGCUUUACUGAAGACCUGCGUCAGUGUCGGUAAUUAACAUCUUAAUUAACUCUGAGACUGAAGCAAACUGCUGCAGGUUUGGUAGAAGAAGAAGAAUCCAACUUUGAUGUUCAGACAUUAGAAGGUUCGAGUCUUUUCAUGGAAACAGAAAAGUCACUUCAAUAAAUGAAACCUGUGGUGUUUGAUUCAUCUGCA
Molecule: messenger RNA, 3311 nt
Organism: Amphiprion ocellaris (clown anemonefish)
Lineage: Eukaryota; Metazoa; Chordata; Actinopteri; Pomacentridae
Gene: pi4kb
Product: phosphatidylinositol 4-kinase, catalytic, beta
Exons: 13
Coding region: 187-2712 (841 amino acids)
Biological process (GO): phosphatidylinositol-mediated signaling; phosphatidylinositol phosphate biosynthetic process
Cellular component (GO): membrane; cytoplasm
Molecular function (GO): 1-phosphatidylinositol 4-kinase activity
Source: RefSeq, a predicted model, not a curated record